UCCAACGCUACACCCGAAUUCAAAUAUCCUACAUAUAUGCAACCCUUUUCCUAUUUUCUUUGAACAAAAAACAUAUUAUCUACUUAUAUAUAUGAUUAUAUGUUGUAACCUUGUUGACAGAUGUGGGUGUUAUGAGUGGAGCAAUUAUAUUCAUCCAACAAGAUUUAAAGAUAACAGAGACCCAACAAGAAAUCCUUGUCGGAAUUUUAAGCAUUCUUUCACUUUUGGGUAGUUUAGCUGGUGGCAAAAUAUCAGACACCAUUGGUAGGAAAUGGACCAUAGCCUUAGCCUGCAUUGUUUUUCAGUCAGGUGCAGCUAUUAUGGCCUUGGCACCAUCUUAUCAAGUACUCAUGAUAGGUAGACUCUUAGCUGGAACCGGGAUCGGUUUCGGCAUCAUGAUCGCCCCGGUAUACAUUGCCGAGAUAUCCCCUUCCAUCGCUCGAGGUUCCCUUACUUCCUUCCCUGAGAUCUUUAUCAACCUAGGGAUUCUCCUCGGAUACAUCUCGAAUUACGUAUUUUCGGGGCUUCCGGUACAUUCAAAUUGGCGAAUCAUGCUCGGUGUGGGGAUCGCUCCCUCGGUUUUCCUUGGAUUCGCCUUGUUCAUAAUCCCUGAAUCCCCUCGAUGGCUCGUGAUGCAAAACCGAAUCGAGGAAGCAAGGACCGUGCUUUUGAAGACGUAUGAUAAUACAAAAGAAGUAGACGAAAGGUUAGCCGAAAUACAAAUGGCCGCUAGGAUUGCGAAUGCGGAUAAGUACAAAGAGAAAGCCGUAUGGCUCGAGAUAUUAAACCCGAGUCCCGCCAUUAAACGCAUGUUGAUCACCGGUUGUGGAAUCCAAUGCUUCCAACAGAUCUCGGGUAUCGACGCGACCGUGUAUUAUAGUCCGACAAUCUUUAAAGAUGCUGGCAUAAAAGGGAACUCCGAACUUCUUGCAGCAACAGUUGCUGUUGGGUUCACUAAAACAAUGUUCAUUUUCGUUGCAGUAUUUCUCAUUGACAAAUUAGGUAGAAAACCUUUGCUUUAUAUAAGCACAAUAGGGAUGACAAUCAGCUUAUUUUGUUUGAGCUUCACUUUGACAUUUCUCGGGGACCAACGGUUCGGGAUCGGACUCGCUAUCCUCUUCGUUUGCUCGAAUGUAGCUUUCUUCUCGGUCGGGAUUGGACCGAUAUGUUGGGUGGUUUCGUCCGAGAUAUUCCCUCUACGGCUUCGAGCUCAAGCAUCCGGUCUUGGAGCGGUGGGUAGUAGGGUUAGUAGUGGCGUCAUUUGCAUGUCGUUCCUAACGUUGUCUCGUGCCAUCACGGUGGGAGGGACGUUCUUCCUGUUCUCGGUGAUUUCGGCUCUAUCCGUCGUGUUCGUCCACACGUGCGUGCCGGAAACGAAAGGGAAAUCAUUGGAACAAAUCGAAAUGUUGUUUCAAAAGGGAAGUGAAUUGCAAGUUGGUGGGGAGAUUGAGAUGGGAGAUGCAGAAUGCUUGGUGCAGAGACAAUGAAAUUUUGUUAUUAGUUCUUAUAGAUUGGGAUAAUCGCAAAAAGAAUUCCCAUACAAUUUUCAAUACCCGUAUUUUUGUUCCUCUAUCAUUUUCCUACCUUGAUCUAAAUUUUCCACGUGGCAUUGUGGUUAGAAAAGACUAGACUUGUAUAAAAUUUUCCCAAUAAAAUUUAAUUUUUAUUAACCCUA
Gossypium raimondii (Peruvian cotton) is the source of this 1675-nucleotide messenger RNA. Its product is annotated as probable polyol transporter 4. Gene Ontology annotation, biological process: transmembrane transport. The transcript has a single exon. NCBI's taxonomy places the organism in Eukaryota, Viridiplantae, Streptophyta, Magnoliopsida, Malvales, Malvaceae. Gene Ontology annotation, cellular component: membrane. Gene Ontology annotation, molecular function: myo-inositol:proton symporter activity. The record is from RefSeq and is a predicted model, not a curated record. The coding region runs from base 132 to 1487 and encodes 451 amino acids.